AUGUUCAACGUCCUUCGAUCCAUUAGCCGAGUUCCGGCCAUGAUUACUCUUCAGCGACCCUCCCUGUUCCAGACCGCUGGCCAGGUGUCUCGACCGGCCGUGAAUGCCGCUGCCGCCAUCACCGUCCGAGGAAUGAAGACCAAGUCUGCCGUGCGAAAGCGAUGCCCCGACUGCUACGUAAGUAUCCAUCCACAAGAGUUUUUCGUGACACUGUUCACUAGGAUCAAGUGA
This is a messenger RNA of Yarrowia lipolytica CLIB122, 231 nucleotides long. RefSeq lists its product as uncharacterized. The record is from RefSeq and is a predicted model, not a curated record. Gene Ontology annotation, biological process: translation. NCBI's taxonomy places the organism in Eukaryota, Fungi, Ascomycota, Dipodascomycetes, Dipodascales. Gene Ontology annotation, cellular component: ribosome; mitochondrial large ribosomal subunit. Gene Ontology annotation, molecular function: structural constituent of ribosome.